This is a messenger RNA of Schistosoma rodhaini, 1209 nucleotides long. Lineage: Eukaryota; Metazoa; Platyhelminthes; Trematoda; Strigeidida; Schistosomatidae. The record is from the annotation of a GenBank genome assembly.
AUGGCGGGGUUGGUGCGGCAACCUCAACGAUUUACACAUGAAGAAUGGACGUAUAGCAACAAUUUGAAGUACCGUAGCGCGGAAAAGGAACGUGAAAUAUCACAAGGGCUACAAAAUGAGUGUGAUAGACUGAUUGAGGAAACAGCCAAACGCACUGAAAAAACCCUAAAAGAUGUGGAGAAAAAGUUUGAUCAAAGAAUUGCCAACGUUAAGUACUGGGAAUCAGAAGUCAACAAGAAACUGCAGGAUAUUACAGACGAAACUGAAAUAUUGGAUGAGUAUUUUAUCCGAUUGAGGAAAACACUCGAAGCAACCGAAGAACCUCUCCACUUUGCUCAACAGUGUUUACUCAGUCGUGAGGGAAGAACAGGUAUUGAUCUCGUACACGAUGACGCACAAAUGGAGCUCAUAAAAGAGAUAGAAGUAAUAAAACGAGCUCAAACAAUCUUACAGAGAACUGUUGAGCAAGCUAAAGAACAACUGAGAUUAAAUCGUAAAGCAAUUUACAAUAUGAAAAAGGACUCUUCUGAUAAACUACAAGCACAACAUCUUGAUGAAUAUGCUCUUAGUUUAAAGCCAACUGAUGAAUUACUAUCUGGAUCUACUAAUGUUCCAAAAGUUGAGCCAAAUUCCUUUACUCCAGAAGAAUGGCAAACAUUUUCAACUGCCUCAAUAGAAAAUGGGGAUAAACAAUUGCAAAAUUCACAUGAAUUAAGAAGCAUUGUUGAUGGAAUUAUACAACAAGUUGCAUCUGACAUAAAACGUCAAAUUGAAGCAACUAAUCGUGCUUUGAACAAAAGAAUUUCAGAAACCCGAAGCUCUAAAGCUAAAUUAGAAGAACAUUUGAGUGCAAUUAUCAAAGAAAUUUCAAAUAUGGAAGAUACACUCCAUGAAUUAGAAAAGGCUAUCAAAGAAAAAGAUGGUGCUCUACGUCUAGCUGGAACUCGUUUAGGUAUACGUAAAGAAAGACCAAAUGUUGAAUUAUGCCGAGACCCAGCAAAUUAUCGACUAAUUCAAGAAGUAGAAGAAAUUAAACGCGAUGUUGAACAACUUAGACAAAGGUUACAUGCAGCACAUGACUCCUUGAAAGCUUUAUGUCGUCGUCAGUUGGAUUUGGAGGAAGAAAUUCAAAUUAAGGCUGCAACUUUGUUUAUUGACGAAGUACAAUGUAUGGGUAUACGAGAAAGCAUAAAAUUUAGUUCAUUUUAA